GUUUAUUUGCAUAUGAAGAGCUUUCGAAAUGGAAAUUUUGCCAUUAAUGAUUUGGGGUCGCUGCCAGAAGUGUGAAUAACACCGAGGGUACAAGUCGAGAGGCUUAGUCAGCUUGUGAACACCCUAAACGUCGAAAAGCUAAAAUGCCGAAGUGUCCCAAGUGCAACAAGGAAGUCUAUUUUGCUGAGAAGGUGACUUCGCUUGGCAAAGACUGGCAUAGGCCAUGUUUGAGAUGUGAAAAAUGCAACAAGACUCUGAAUUCUGGAGGUCAUUCCGAGCACGGAGGCAAGCCAUAUUGCAAUAAGCCAUGCUACGCUGCCUUGUUUGGCCCAGGAGGUUUUGGUCACGGUGGAACAGAGUCACAUAAAACGUCACGAGUAAUUUGCUGCUGUUUUGUUACAUUCUUGAGCGCCUCUUUUUACCGCAUUUGCUCCAAAAUGACGAAGUGUCCGACUUGCGGCAAAGAAGUGUACUUCGCCGAAAAAGUGUCUUCUAUAGGAAAAGACUGGCACAGGGCUUGUUUAAAAUGUGCAAAAUGCGGGAAAACGUUGUCUUCUGGUGGUCAUGCAGAGAAGGGUGGUAAACCAUACUGCCAUAUCCCAUGUUACAGUCACUUGUUUGGCCCUAAAGGGUUUGGUCAUGGUGGAACAGAAUCACACACAUACAACUGAGAUUGCUAAGCUGUCAUCCAUGAGUAGCAUUUUGGUUGGGGAGAGAGUGCAAUUUGGUUAAAGAUACAGUUUCUCUACGAAUAUACCUUUGUUCACUUUUUGGAGUGAUACAAGAAUAAAGGUUGUUGACAAAAUAAAGGUUACUUUA
Stylophora pistillata is the source of this 819-nucleotide messenger RNA. Its product is annotated as cysteine-rich protein 1. Lineage: Eukaryota; Metazoa; Cnidaria; Anthozoa; Scleractinia; Pocilloporidae. The record is from RefSeq and is a predicted model, not a curated record.